UGGUGGCGCGGCUGGAGCUGCGCCCCGUAGCAUGCGGCGAGGAGCAGGUAGCCGGCGGUAACGCUCAGAGCAAGGCCUGGGGUAGGCUUGAAACAGGCUGGCCUAGGUACCUCAGGGCAAGUCUACGCCACGGUGCUAUGCAGGCGCCGCAGCAGCGAUGGAGAGAUUCUUCCGUCAGCAUCGUGACGCCGCCUCCGCAAGAAGCGGGAGAUUUCAAUUUGAAAAAGAAGCAGUUGUAAGCACCUUUUGAGAAGAAACUAUUUUGAUCACUUCACCAAAAUGGUAGUUUUUACCUGCAGUGCAUGUGGAGAAUCUGUGAAGAAAGGGCAAGUUGAAAAACAUGUAAACAUUUGCAGAAACUGCCAGUGCCUUUCUUGCAUGGAUUGUGGCAAAGAUUUCUGGGGUGAUGAUUAUAAGAGCCAUGUGAAAUGUAUAAGUGAAGAUCAGAAAUAUGGUGGCAAGGGUUAUGAAGCCAAAGCUAACAAAGGAGAUGUUAAACAACAGGAGUGGAUCCAGAAGAUUCAUGAAGUAAUAAAGAAGCCAAACAUUAGCCCCAAAGUGAGAAACAUCUUGGAGCAAAUGCACACCUAUGACAAUAUUCCAAGAAAAAAGGUCAAAUUUCAGAAUUGGAUGGUGAACAGCUUUAAUGUUGACAAUAGUGCUCUGCAAGACCAGGUGUGGGAUAUCUUUUCUGAAGCAACCAGCAACGGGUCAAGCAAAAAAGAACUAGAGAAACCAUUGCAAAAAGUAGGAAGCCAGCCUGUAAAAAGUGAAGUAAACCCAUUGUCUACAGAAAACGAAAUGACGGCUGAUAAACUUGAGGAGAAGAAAAAGAGUAAAAGAGAGCGAAAAGAAGAAAGACAAAAGAACAAAAAGACAGAGAAAAAAGACAUGAAAUUAGAAAGCCAACGAGAGAACUUUGAAAAUAAAAAAGGAAAAAAGUCUAAGAAAGAAAAGGAAGCUACUGAGGAUGAAAAUGAGGGAACUUCCAAAAGCAAUAAUGCAGAAAGGAAGAAGAAAAAGCAUGAGAGGAAUAAUAUAGCUCAGGUGGAAAUAAAUGGAAAUGGUAAUCAUAAUGAAGAAGAACAAACAAAUACAAAGAAACAAAAACGUAAACAUGCAGAAGAAGAACCUUGCACCACAACAAAAAGAAUGAAAUAUAUAAAAACAUCUGCAACAACAGAAACUGAAAAAAGUGAGGAUGCAGCCAUGGAAACUGAAGAAAUUGGGGAUGUAGAUAAAGGUAAAUUCAACUGGAAGGGAACUAUCAAAGCUGUUCUGAAGCAAGCUCCAAACAAUGAAAUUUCAAUAAAAAAACUAAGAAAAAAGGUUUUAUCCCAAUAUCAUGCAGUAUCUGGUGAACAUCAUAAAUCACAAGAGGAUCUUCUAGUAAUAUUUAAUAAGAAAGUGAACAAUAAUCCAAAAUUCAAGGUUUUAAAGGACAAAGUUAAACUUAUGAAAUAGAAAAUAAGUGGUUUCAUAAUGAUCAAGUUUUACAAUUGCAGACUGUCCAAAUUGUCCUAUCACGUAUGCAAACACAGCUUUCACUGACUUCAGUAGACGCUGAGUAUGUAUCACAGCAUAAUUUAGCUGUAAUUCUAUUCCUGGAUUCCCCCCUCCUUUUCUUCCCUACACUUAUAUGUACAACUGAAAUUUGGGAAUGGUUGCAUAUGUUUUCAGAAAUUUUGAUUUUACAGAAAAUAUAUUUUUGGUAGAAUGUUUAACAGACAUUGGAAAAUUGUUGCCUAUUCUAUUAAAAUCCUUUUCAUGUUACUGAA
This is a messenger RNA of Mauremys reevesii (Reeves's turtle), 1778 nucleotides long. It is a transcript of the gene LYAR, whose product is annotated as Ly1 antibody reactive. Gene Ontology annotation, biological process: negative regulation of transcription by RNA polymerase II; rRNA processing. NCBI's taxonomy places the organism in Eukaryota, Metazoa, Chordata, Testudines, Geoemydidae. Gene Ontology annotation, molecular function: DNA binding. The transcript is spliced from 9 exons. The record is from RefSeq and is a predicted model, not a curated record. Bases 280 to 1464 code for a protein of 394 amino acids. Gene Ontology annotation, cellular component: nucleolus.